AUGCUUGAGAAUGCUCUUAAUGAUCAAAAUGUAAACAAUAUCAAAAGACUGCUCAAAAUAUUGAUUGAAAUUUUAUUUGAAUCUAUCGAAACAAUUGUGCAUUACUAUGAUGAUAAGAGAAGUAUAAUCUAA
This is a messenger RNA of Racocetra fulgida, 132 nucleotides long. The record is from the annotation of a GenBank genome assembly. NCBI's taxonomy places the organism in Eukaryota, Fungi, Glomeromycota, Glomeromycetes, Diversisporales, Gigasporaceae.